AUGGCUGCUACAUUUUCUUUCUUCUUUGUGACAAUCUUGAUCUUGGUUUUCCCCAUUGUCGAAGGUCGAAUUCUUGAACAUGAAGGUUCAGAAAUUAGUAGUGAAAGGAUCUCAGAUGGAGUUGAACACAAACUCAAGAAUCAGUCAAAUUAUCUAAGUCUAGGCAACUUGAAGGAACUUCCUUCAGGGGAUCAAUGUAAUCAUAUAUAUGGUUUUUUUCCAUGUGCAGAGAAUAUUGGAGGGUACUUAUUCAUGAUUGUCACAUUUCAGUACUUGUUGAUUCUUGGUGAGAAAGUAUUGGCCAUUGGAAGCAACAGGCUCUUUAGUAUCCUUGACACUGCAUCUGGACUAUUGGUUACUAGAGAGAAAGCUCAAGUAUCAGUAUCUUCUGCACUUGGUUCCAAUGUUGGUUCUAGUGUCUUGAAUCUUACUGUACUCUGGGGCAUAUGUGUUAUACUUGGCAGACAAAAUACCUCAACAAAUUCAAAUAGUGCAGAAUCCUCCACUUCUACUUUGAAGUUGGAGGACUUGAAGGGUAGAGGAGUCGUAACAAACAAUCUUACUGGUUAUAUAGCUGGAAUCAUGUUUCUCUCACUUGCACCAUUCACAAUAAUGCUAUUCAGCGAUAUCAUAAGUUCAUCUGUAGGAAAGCGCAUCACCAUUCUUGUUGCUCUUAUUGUAUCAGUCACAUUUUUGCUGUCAUAUUUCACUUACCAGAUGUGGAAUCCAUUGAUUCAACAAAAGAGUUUAGAGUACAUAAAACACCAAAAUCUGGUGCAAGUAUUUGUGCAGCAUAUCCAAAGGCAAGCAAGAGGAAAUCUCUUUAAAGGGGGUCAUCCUGACAUUAACGCGCUUAAAAGAUUAUUUGCCAAAACAGACAGAGAUAGGAGCCAUUCAAUAACAGUCACUGAACUAGAAGAACUGGUAAAACAGCUUGAAUCUGGAAAGGUUAAAGUGGACAGUGACUUUGCCCUGUCAACACUGUCAAGAAUAUUCGAUCAAAACAGAGAUGGAAGGAUAAAUGAAGAAGAGUUCAUUGAGGGAUCCAAGAAGUUGAUACAGGAAGCUAAGGACGAUUCCACCUCGAAGAAAUUUCUUGAUGAGGUAGUUAAGGCAUACACAGAGGGACAAAAAAAAGAUAUAGUUAAGAUUGAGGAGCUCAUACCACGAGCUUUGAAGCAAAUUCAGAACCAAACAAUUGAAUCCGAAGGCCUUCGAAAUGAUGAUGGUAGCCCCAACAUCGAAUCCAUUAAAAGGCUCUUCCAUAAGUUAGAUGAUGAUCAUAACAGUUAUUUAAUACCGUCAGAACUGGAGAAGCUAACGGAAAAUGUCAAAUUCAGACAGGCACGCCUGAAUCACAAAACCUCUGUAAAGGAAAUCAUGAAGGACUUUGAUCAAAAUGAUGAUCACAUGAUCGAUGAAAAUGAGUUUCUCCGUGGUGUGACAUAUUGGCUUCGUAAUGCCAAACAAACUACCAAAGAACAUCAUGAUAAGGUGAUGUGGGGAGAAGUUGAAAAGUUCUUGGAUGAAGCAGAAAGAGGAAACCAUAGAUGUUUCAACCACUCUUUGGUGUUAAAAUGGGACAUCUGCAAGUCUGUGUUGCAAGUGAUUUUGGGCAUUGCUAUAUUGACACUGUGUGCAGAUCCAAUCAUGGAUAACAUUAUACAACUGGCGAGUGCAAUUGGCGUGCCUUCUUUCUUCCUAUCAUUUGUCAUAGUACCUUUGGCUAUCAAUGCAAGAACUGCAAUAACAGCAAUAACUUUACUAUCCUCAGCAAAUCAGCAGAGUUGCACAACUUCUUCUUUGACAUUUUCCGAGAUCUAUGUGGGGGUGAUCAUGAACAACAUUAUGGGGAUGUCAACUGUGUUAACUGUAUUAUAUGCCAAAGACUUGAGAUGGGAGUACUCACCUGAAGUGUUGGUAUCUAUGGUGAUAUGUGCUGUAAAUGGCUCUUUUGCAUUCACCCGUACCACUUAUCCACUUUGGACUUGUAUUGUAGCUUUCUUGUUUUAUCCUAUAGCACUUGCACUACUUUAUAUUUUACAAUAGUUACAAUCUAAUUAUUCUUGUAAUUAAAAUCCUCUAUUCUACUCAUUUAUAGCUGCAUAUGUAUGGUGGUGCUGUUACUGCUUUACACUAAUUACUAUAAUUUGGAUUCAUCAAUCUCAGAUUCUUUUAUGCUUUUUUAGUUUUUGUAAUUUUUUAAGUUCUC
Molecule: messenger RNA, 2212 nt
Organism: Solanum tuberosum (potato)
Lineage: Eukaryota; Viridiplantae; Streptophyta; Magnoliopsida; Solanales; Solanaceae
Exons: 9
Coding region: 1-2049 (682 amino acids)
Biological process (GO): calcium ion transmembrane transport; intracellular calcium ion homeostasis
Cellular component (GO): membrane
Molecular function (GO): calcium ion binding; calcium:proton antiporter activity
Source: RefSeq, a predicted model, not a curated record